UUGAAUCUUCUCUAGUCGUUCCAGGCAGAGGGACAACUUCAGGGUCUCUGGGGCCUGGCCCAGGAUCCUUUACCCAAAUCCUCCCGGGCGAUUUAUGAGAAUCCGGAGCGAGAUACUGGCUGCGGGCGCCUGGCAGGACUCAGGCGCGCCUCCAGGUCUUGUGGAGCGGUGGCACUUCUCAAAGCCCACUUACAGAGCUCCAGGAGCUUUGGGAGUCAGAACUACCCCAAGGCAAGGGCUUCUGGAGAGCUGCUACCUAGCCUGGGGCUUGAAAGAGGGAGGCAUGCCUUUUCAGUUGCACCUCAGAAGGGGAGAGUUCUUUUUCAUCACCAGAAAGGCAACAAACCUGAAAUGUGACUAUUCAAUAGCUGGGCAAAAUGUCUGGGAGUCUCUGGACUGAUAGCUUAGAAUAUGCUUAAAAGUCAGUGCAUUCUUUGGGAAAUUGAAGGACCAGCUGCUUGUUGUGACAGUGGCCUGGAGCAAGGGAAUCAUUAGAUAGUUAUAAAAGGCAAGAGGGACUUUUCCUAGGGUCUGACUUGGAUUGCCAAGGGCAGGCUCCUGCCACGCAUUUCUUGUAGUCUUCUGAUGGAAUGCUGCUGAGGUCCCCAACUCCUGGGGCUUUUGUAAGGGACUGCUUGGUAAGUGAGAACUCCUGCCCAGGAACUUGAGGGGUGUCAGCCCCCUAUGUACUCUCCUUCAGGAAGAUGAAGACUCUGAACACCUCCACCAUGGAUGAGGCUGGGAUGGUGGUGGAGAGGGACUUCUCCUUCCGCAUCCUCACAGCCUGUUUCCUGUCACUGCUCAUCCUGUCCACACUCCUGGGGAACACACUGGUCUGUGCUGCCGUCAUCAGAUUCCGACACCUACGAUCCAAGGUGACCAACUUCUUUGUCAUCUCCUUGGCAGUAUCGGAUCUUUUGGUGGCCGUGUUGGUCAUGCCCUGGAAAGCAGUAGCCGAGAUUGCCGGCUUCUGGCCCUUUGGGUCCUUCUGUAACAUCUGGGUGGCCUUUGACAUCAUGUGCUCCACCGCAUCCAUCCUUAACCUCUGUGUGAUCAGCGUGGAUAGGUACUGGGCCAUCUCAAGUCCCUUCCGGUAUGAGAGGAAGAUGACCCCCAAGGCAGCCUUCAUUCUGAUCAGCGUGGCUUGGACCUUGUCAGUACUCAUCUCCUUCAUUCCGGUGCAGCUUAGUUGGCACAAGGCGAAACCCACAAACCCCUCAGAUGGGAAUGAGACUUCCCUGGUCGAGACCACAGACAAUUGUGACUCCAGCUUGAGCAGGACAUAUGCCAUUUCAUCCUCCCUAAUAAGCUUUUAUAUCCCUGUGGCCAUCAUGAUUGUCACUUACACCAGGAUCUACAGGAUCGCCCAGAAACAGAUAAGGCGUAUCUCGGCCUUGGAGAGGGCAGCGGUCCAUGCCAAGAAUUGCCAGACCACUACAGGUAAUGGAAACCUUGUGGAGUGUUCCCAACCAGAAAGCUCCUUUAAGAUGUCCUUCAAAAGAGAGACGAAAGUCCUGAAGACUCUGUCUGUGAUCAUGGGGGUAUUUGUGUGCUGCUGGCUGCCUUUCUUCAUCUUGAACUGCAUGGUGCCCUUCUGUGGGUCUGGAGAGACCCAACCCUUCUGCAUCGAUUCCAUCACCUUUGAUGUGUUUGUGUGGUUUGGGUGGGCAAAUUCCUCUUUGAACCCCAUCAUUUAUGCCUUCAAUGCUGAUUUUCGGAAGGCGUUUUCAACCCUGCUAGGAUGUUACAGACUUUGCCCUACAACCAACAAUGCCAUAGAGACGGUCAGCAUCAAUAACAAUGGGGCUGUGGUCUUUUCCAGCCAUCACGAGCCACGUGGCUCUAUAUCCAAGGACUGCAAUCUGGUGUACCUGAUCCCACAUGCCGUGGGCUCCUCCGAGGAACUGAAGAAGGAGGAGGGAGGUGGAAUAGCCAAACCCUUGGAGAAGUUGUCCCCGGCCCUCUCUGUCAUAUUGGACUAUGACACUGAUGUGUCUCUGGAGAAGAUCCAGCCCAUCACGCAGAACGGACAGCAUCCAACCUGAGUGCGGCAUCACUCGUGCCCGACAUGCUCAUCCCCAAAGCUAGAGGAGACUUCUUGGGGGCUUGCUGUAAAGAAACUGAGGUGAGGUGAACACUGAGAUGUCAGGCAAGCCCUCCUCUGCUGCUUUUUCUCAACACACCACUAUUUUCAAAUACAUUCCAGUGUGUUUUCUGUGUGGCACAGAGCGAAUCAACGAGGGGCCCACGGGAAGCUGACAUUCACAAAGGACGUGUCUUUGGCUCCAACAUUGUUUUUAGAAACUGAUUCUUGUUUUAGGACUUAACAUAUAGGGCAGAGAAUCAACAAUGAACAGCUUCACUUAAAAAAAUUAAACCUUUCCGAGAAGGAAAUGAGAAGGGUUGAGUUUGCUGUGUACAAACAGGUGCUAACUCUGGUCCGAGCAAAGUUUUCAAAUUGUAAAGGUAGGUGCAUGCCUUCAUAAAUUAUUCCUGAAAAAUAAUUGAGCCUUACAGUAGGAGGGAUUUUUUUUUCAGAAUUGAGAGAUGCUUUGUUAAUAUUGGUUUUAUUUAUUUAUUGUACU
Molecule: messenger RNA, 2585 nt
Organism: Talpa occidentalis (Iberian mole)
Lineage: Eukaryota; Metazoa; Chordata; Mammalia; Eulipotyphla; Talpidae
Gene: DRD1
Product: dopamine receptor D1
Exons: 2
Coding region: 705-2045 (446 amino acids)
Biological process (GO): vasodilation; adenylate cyclase-activating adrenergic receptor signaling pathway; G protein-coupled dopamine receptor signaling pathway
Cellular component (GO): plasma membrane
Molecular function (GO): dopamine neurotransmitter receptor activity, coupled via Gs; G protein-coupled receptor activity
Source: RefSeq, a predicted model, not a curated record